AUGCUGGCUCUCGAAUACCUCACCUCUACCAUAUCUCAGCUUGUCCUUACGUCCAUUGCAUCAGGUUAUCUUGCUAUCUCCAUACCACUUUUGGCAGUAGUCCUAUUCUUUCUGCAGCGGAUAUAUCUUCGGACCAGCAGGCAGAUGCGUCUUCUGGAGCUUGAAGCCAAAUCUCCUGUAUUUAGUCACUUCAUCUCCUCCUUCACAGGAUUGACGACUAUCAGAGCUUUUGACUGGGCACGAGAAUUCCACAAGGAGAAUCUGAGGAGACUCACCAUAGCCCAGAAACCAUACUAUCUGCUCUAUUGCCUCCAACGAUGGCUUACUCUCGUGCUGGACCUGAUAAUCGCCGGACUUGCUGUUCUGCUGGUUGGCCUUGCUGUUGCCCUCAGGGAUACGAUUGAUGCUGGUCUCCUGGGUGUGGCUUUGACGGGUGUGAUUGGCUUCGGCCAGACCCUGAGCCUACUGAUCACGCAAUGGACACAGCUUGAGACCAGUUUGGGUGCUGUUGCGCGUAUACGGGAGUUUGAGCGGGACACGCCCCAGGAAUCCGACGGACCAGAUACUCCUCCUGACAACUGGCUCGGGCGUGGGGCAAUCUCAAUGGAGGGUGUGUCUGCUGCCUAUGGUGAGCGGACAGUGCUGAAAGACAUCACGCUCGACAUCAGACCGGGAGAGAAAGUGGCAGUCGUUGGCCGCACUGGAAGCGGGAAAUCGACCCUCUUAGCCCUCUUACUUCGCCUGCAGCCUCCAACGGCUGGCAAAAUCUUGAUCGACGGUAUUGAUACUGGCAGCAUGCCACUGAAUUCGCUUCGGAGUUCUCUUGUUACACUCCCUCAAGAACCGCUAUUCCUGGCGGGGAAUGUGCGGCAGAACUUGGACCCUUUCGGCGAAGCGGACAACCAAGGUCUUCUAGAAGUGCUGAAGAAGGUUGGCAUUGCGGGUCUGAUCGAGGACAAGGGAGGGUUAGACGCAGACCUCAAUGUGGACUGGCUGAGCGCCGGGCAGAAGCAGCUGUUCUGUCUGGCCCGAGCGUGGUUGAGGAAAAGUAAAGUGCUUCUGUUGGAUGAGGCAACUAGCAGUCUUGAUUACGAGACUGAGAAAAUGGUCAUAGGUUUCAUCCAGCAUGAGUUCAGCGGUUGGACAACAGUCAUGGUUGCCCACAGAUUGCGAACAAUCAUCGACUUCGACAAGGUCGUUGUUUUAGACGAGGGCCGGGUCAGUGAGCUUGAUCAGCCUCGCAGGCUGUUAGAACGAGACAGCCUUUUCAAGACACUUUGGAACCUACAAGAAGAUUAA
This is a messenger RNA of Phaeoacremonium minimum UCRPA7, 1299 nucleotides long. Its product is annotated as putative abc multidrug transporter protein. Lineage: Eukaryota; Fungi; Ascomycota; Sordariomycetes; Togniniales; Togniniaceae. Gene Ontology annotation, biological process: transmembrane transport. Bases 1 to 1299 code for a protein of 432 amino acids. Gene Ontology annotation, cellular component: membrane. The record is from RefSeq and is a predicted model, not a curated record. Gene Ontology annotation, molecular function: ABC-type transporter activity; ATP binding; ATP hydrolysis activity. The transcript has 3 exons.